UGCACGUCAUUGCAUAGAAUUCCCGAAAACGUGUAUGGAAAAUCCAUUUGGGGAAAUUUGGUGACACAUACUUCUGUUGACUUGAUCUUACAAAUCAAAUAGUGCCACGCCCAACCAGCAGAGAUUCAAAUAUCAAUAGACCGGUGCAUGAAAUCACGUGAUCGUAUAACGCCAACCGUCUUCACCUACUCUGUAUUGACACGGCCUGGCUUAAAAAACAACGCUACAGAUCUUUGGGCACAGGGCUUUACAGUACACUCUCUACCUUGACAUGGCGUACAAGAGAACUUUAAAAACUUGUAGUGUUGUUACAAAUGGCGUGCUUCUCCUGAUGUUGGUAGUUUACUUUAAUGUACAGGCUGGACAAGCCAAAAAGGUGGACACCACAUUUGAUCUGAGAUCGAUGUCAGUUGAACAAGCCUUGACUAGAGUCAGACAAACAUUGCAGGCCUUUGAGACACUGAGUGAGCAGUCAGGUCCAGUGGAUGUGACGUUUAUCACAGGAACUGGCAAGAAGAUUCAACCUGCAGUUUAUGACCAACUGGACAAAAAAGGUUAUAGAGUCAAAUGGAACAUGAAAGAAGGCAGUGUGAUUGUAUCUGUAGAGGGAAAUAAAAGAACAAAGACGGAUCUUUAAAACGUUUAAUAUUAUCAUGUUAACUAUCUUCAUUUUAUGAUUUGUGUAUAUGUCUUUGCCAAGUUUUAUGAUUAUGUACUAAUUGUUGGUUAUUAAAUUAUCAUAAUUGCUAAGAUACAUGGAGUGAAUAAAAAAAU
Molecule: messenger RNA, 774 nt
Organism: Physella acuta
Lineage: Eukaryota; Metazoa; Mollusca; Gastropoda; Physidae
Source: RefSeq, a predicted model, not a curated record